CUACAAGGACUCUCUACUUGCCAAGAUAUUAGAAAUGGAACUAGGGGAACAACAGUCAAUAUAUUUCCCGGUCAAAGACUCAAUGUUCCUCUUAGAUGUGCUUGCCUACGAGGAACCAAACUGGCCAAGGGAUCAAUUUUAUCUUGAGUUAUUCAGUCACUUGGGGGGAUAUGGUUUCAAUGGCGAGUUCGAGAUUUGAUAGUGAUACUGGCUGGACUCUUCAGGCCAAUGGACUUACUGAGCAGAGUGCCACAAUCUUCCCAUUCACUACUCUUCUGAUCCAAAUGCAAAACCCGCCUUCCAGUAUCGAAACUGUGUCUCCACCGCCACCUCCAGCUUCCCCUCCUCCCCCACCGGUUGAGCCAUCUACACCUGGAUCCAGCUCCAGCAAGACGUGGGUCCAUGUCGUGGCUGGUGUUGUUGGAGGGAUCGUUGCUACUUUGACUGUUGUUGGGACUGUGGUUUAUUGUCUGUGGUUUCGAAGGAGGAAGGCGAAGUUGGAGCCAGCCGGUACUACUUCCGAGAGCUUCGAGGCUGUGGAGAAGAAGUCUAUGAAAAAUAAGGGAGAGGAAGAAGAGCCUGAAGGUUUCUUCUUGGAGAAGUUAUCUAUUAUUGCCCACUCCAUUCAAGUUUACACAUUUGAGGAGGUGAUGGUUGUCACUGAUAAUUUCAGCCCCAAAUGUUUGAUCAAAGGGUCUGUUUAUCGAGGCAAGAUUAAUGGUGAUCUUGCUGCUAUCAAGAAAAUGGAUGGGGAUGUGACGAAGGAGAUGAUCAUCCAGCAACGGUGGAAAGACAUUGACUUGGACUCAAAGAAUCCAGAUUUCUGUGGAUGUAGCUUUGGGACUCGACUAUUUACACAGUUUCACAAGUCCUCCACAGGUUCUCAGGAUAUAAAAGCCGGGAUGUGCUUCUCGUUGGUGAUUUUAGGGGCAGGAUAGCAAACUUGGCACAUGCCAGAUCAGCCGAAGGCCAGGAUGGGGACUUCAACAUUACAAAGCACAUUUUCGGGACAAUAGGUUACAUGGCUCCCGAGUAUUUGGAGAAUGGUCUGGUUUCUACAAAGAUUGAUGUUUUUGCAUUUGGAGUUCUUCUUCUGGAGAUGAUACUGGGAAAGAAGUUGCUUCCUUGUAUAAGGAGGAAAUUGAUGGUUUGUCUGGUGUUGUGAAUGAAGUUCUUCUUUCUCAAGAUGAAGGAGGGGAGCGUCCAGCUAUCUGCGAGCUCGUGCAAUCUCUUUCAAGAAUCUUGACGGCUUCACGUUCAUGGGAGUUGUCGAACAACAUCUCAGAGUACUCGAAAUGCAGAGUUCUUUUAACCUUAGAAAUAUUUAUACAGAAAAUUUUCGUCCUUUAUAAAUAUGUGGUUUAAUA
Molecule: messenger RNA, 1367 nt
Organism: Linum trigynum
Lineage: Eukaryota; Viridiplantae; Streptophyta; Magnoliopsida; Malpighiales; Linaceae
Source: the annotation of a GenBank genome assembly